Molecule: messenger RNA, 3839 nt
Organism: Micropterus salmoides (largemouth bass)
Lineage: Eukaryota; Metazoa; Chordata; Actinopteri; Centrarchiformes; Centrarchidae
Product: secretory carrier-associated membrane protein 1-like
Exons: 9
Coding region: 170-1201 (343 amino acids)
Biological process (GO): protein transport
Cellular component (GO): recycling endosome membrane; trans-Golgi network membrane
Source: RefSeq, a predicted model, not a curated record
UGCCAUUUUUUGUGCUACUGGCUAACUUGCUAAGCAAGGGGUCUCCAUCAGGAGGAGGCGGAGAAGACUGCAGGCAGCAGAGAGAGGCAGUCAAAUCAAGAGACUGAACUUUCCCUGGAGAAUCGGGGAGCUCUUCCACACAGGAAACCGUUAUUAGAAAGACUGUACAAUGUCUGAUUUUGACAGCAAUCCGUUUGCAGACCCGGACUUCAGCAAUCCCUUUCAGGAUCCUUCGGUGACGCAGGUGACCCAGUCUGCCCCUCCUGGUGGUCUGGAGGAGUAUAACCCCUUCACAGACGCCAGAACGGCGGCUCCUGGAAAUGCCCCCAAAUCGACUCCUGCCCCUUCCCAGAACACACAACCUGCCAUCAUGAAGCCCACAGAAGAGCCGCCGGCAUACUCACAGCAACAGACUCAGGACCAAGCACGUGCUCAGGCUGAGUUGUUGAGAAGGCAGGAGGAGUUGGAAAAGAAAGCCGCAGAGCUAGAUCGUCGGGAGAGAGAGUUACAGUCCCACGGAGCCGCUGGAGGGCGUAAGAACAACUGGCCUCCACUGCCAGAGAAGUUCCCUGUUGGCCCGUGUUUCUAUCAUGAUAUUGCAGUGGACAUUCCUGUAGAGUUCCAAAAGACUGUCAAGAUCAUGUACAACCUUUGGAUGUUUCAUGCAGGCACCCUCUUUGUGAACAUGUUUGGCUGCAUGGCCUGGUUCUGUGUGGACACAUCUCGUGGUGUAGAUUUUGGCCUGGCCAUGUUGUGGUUUCUGCUGUUUACCCCCUGUUCUUUCGUCUGCUGGUACAGACCGCUUUACGGGGCUUUCAGGAGUGACAGUUCAUUCCGCUUCUUUGUCUUCUUCUUCGUCUAUAUCUGUCAGUUUGGAGUUCAUGUCCUACAGACUAUUGGCAUCGCUGACUGGGGAACAUGUGGUUGGAUCGCAGCUUUAACUGGUCUCAACACCAGUAUCCCAGUGGGCAUCAUCAUGUUACUGAUUGCAGCUCUGUUCACGGCACUGUCUGUGGGCUCGCUCAUUAUGUUUAAAAAGGUGCACGCUCUGUAUCGUACCACUGGUGCUAGUUUUGAGAAGGCCCAACAGGAGUUUGCGACGGGGGUCAUGUCUAACAAGACUGUUCAGACUGCAGCCGCCAACGCUGCAGCUAAUGCUGCAACCAAUGCCGCUCGUGGGGCCUUCAAAUCUCAGCCAUAAACUGACACACACACACACACACACACACACACACAUACACAAAUAUACACAAGCUCACACACAAAAAGCAUAUAUACACACACUCAAAAGUUGGAGGUGCACAACUCUGGCCCUGCAGGCUCUCAGAUCAAAUUGAUUCUAUUUAUGAAUGUUGUUAUGCUAGGAUUGAUUAUGACUUAUGCUAAGAGUCAGAGGCCAGAAAUAACAGAGGAAUUAAGAUAAAUAAAAGAUAAAGUGAGCAGAGUUGUCCACCUCCGCUUAAAAUCAAGUUCAGUAAAAAUACUCUCCUACAUCCUUCCUGUCUGCUUUUCAGUCAGAUAACUGUCUCCAAACAUCCCUUGGAACAUCCACUAAGUGACUCAAGGUGUGCUCUGAGUGUGUGGGAUUUCAUCUCACCCCCUCGCUUUCCCAGUUCUUCUAUACCCUUGAGGUGAUCCCAGGUCAGGCAGAGGUCGCAGGUUCCACAUACCUUAUUUUUGUCAUGGUGAUGACCUCCAAACAGCUUCCUGUCUGGUUAAUACAGCAGAGUCAUGAAAAGGGAUAAUCUGAUCAUGGUGUUUUGCACAUAGUUCUGUUUUCUUGGUCACAUACCGAAAGUACAGUGUGUGUUUGAAUGGCUGGGCCUGUGUGUGAAUGUGUACUUCACUCUUAAGAAAAUUGUGGUUCUGACUUCUGUUUUUUUUAUUUUUUAUAAUCCAGUCAUCCAGACAGUCAUCUGAAAGGUAGACUGUACCUUGUCCUAUAUCUGUGACUCUAUUCCAUAUAAAUAGAAAUAUGUCGUUAUGUUCUUCGUUAAAGACCUGCCUGCAGCCCCUAGCAGUGCUCCAGUGAUACCUGUCAGUCUAACAGUUAUUCGCACUUUGUGUGCUACCUUGAUUGGCAGUGUGGGCUUGGGUCAGCAUCUCUGCGGCUUACCAAGAUUUGACAGCAUGAUAACGACGUGCAUGUUUAGCACAACCCAAGGUAGCUGCUUCUUUGGCAAAGUCAUUCUGUACACUAUAAGCCUUUUAUUCUGGCCACAGGUUGUAUCUGGUUUUGGGGGAAUGUUUGCCUACUUAUUUUCCCCUUGGUUUGUUGUAAGAAGUGGGCUGUAAAGGUAUUGCAUAUCCCAGUGGCUGAUUGACUAAGAGAUGAUGUUUGACACACUGAACACCCCUGGUCAGUAUGUCACUAGUUCAAUCCACAAACCUAAAAGAGGUUCAGUCAGAUUCUUUCAUGGCCUGGUGCACUAAAAGGGGGAAAAACUUGAGAAACGUUCGCAUUUUCCUUUAUGUAUGAAUGACUAACAGACUACUAUGUGGCUGUCUCUCAGUUUUUUUUUGCAGCCCUUCACACUUGGUUAAAAACUAACGCUGCUAUGAAUUUGAGAGCCGCUUGGUCGUGGCCUCCUGCUGUCAUGUCUCCUCUUUUUUUAUCUGCAUUCAUAAAAUAGUAAAAACAUUGAUACAUAGACUAACAGUCUGUUUGCUUUUUUACAGACUAAGUCCAGUGACUUUCCUCUGCCAGUAUUGGAUUACUGGCAUCAGAAGUUUAAUAGCCAAAAUAAGCAUUAAGAUAACAGAGGAUAGGACUUGAUGCACAUUCAGUGAUAUCACUAAGAUGCAUUAACUGAUGUACAAUAAUAUCAGUGUUAUUCAACAAUAAUUCGUACAGGCUACUUUCACUAAAGUGAAAUAUAGACGUGGUUUACGUCUGUGUCAUGCUUUAGAACCUCUCAUAGUGGUGGUGUGUGUCUGAAGAUGUGCAUGAUAGAUGACUGAUACUGCUGUUAUUACACAUGUAUGGGCUAAACAUAGUGGAUAAAAUGAGCGUUACUAAGUUGAAGGUCAACAAUUUGUCGUGACGUACUUGGCCUACAUCUUGGCAAUAUUGUUUUGUUUGGAAAUAUUGUUUUAGAUUUCAUUGCACAUUUCUUGUUUUAUGUUGGAAUUAGUGCAAAAGACAAACAUUUUUUAUUUUAUUUAUGGUGUAAUUUAAGUUGUUUUGGCAUUUCAAUUUUGUUCAGUUUGAUUUGACAUGUAUUAUGUUUGUGUGGUUUUGUAAUGGCAUGAUCAAAGCAUCAGCUAGAUUUUAAAGUGUUUAACGACGUUGCAACGUGACCUUGCAAGAGGCGUGGAUGAGGACGUGUGUGUGAUUGGUAUGAAAGGGACAACUAAACCUCCCUCAAGUGUUAUUCUAUGUCCUGAAAAGCUGUGAGAAAUCUACCAAAUGUCCAUAUAGAUUUGUUUUUAAAUCUUUGUGAUGUGUUCCCUUGCCAUGUUUUACUUUUAAGAUGUUACACUUCAAAACACCCAUAUGACUCCCAUGUAUCUAUAGUUUUAAACAGUUGUGAUAUGAAGCCAUGCCAUAGUGGGUCAUUUCUUGAUGUAUUUGGUGAGCUGGUCUGCAGUACAAAACGAUGUGAUGCCGACAUAAAACUGUUAUUGACCGGUGACCAUGUUAUUUCACUGAAUCAGAGUACAAACCUAUUCAAAAGGGACACUUGUAUAUUUUGUAAAGUUGCAAAUUUAAUCCCCAUUAUCAAUCACAUGUAAAAAGAAAACGUAAUGCACUCCUGUCUGGCCUUUGUUGCAUGUGAAAUAGUUUGAGUUUUGUAUAUUUAUGGUAUUAACAUGAAAUAAAAUUUGAAAGAAAUGUU